GUGGAUCUUGAACGCAAGGUUACUACAGAAGAAGCAGAAGCCUGGUGUAAGGAAAAUGGUGAUCUUCCAUAUAUUGAAACUUCAGCGAAAGAUGCAACAAAUGUAGAAACUGCCUUUAUGAUGUGCUUAAGACGAUGGGCUAACAUAGAUGGCCGGCAGGAGAGAAUGCCAAUGCCAGAUACAGUUCAGCUAGAUGGAGAUGGCACCCAUCAUCGUCUCUGUGCAUGUUCAUCAUAAACUAGAGGUUAAGAGUACAAGGUAUGAAAGCUUUGGAAGAUCAAGAGAGAAGUGUAACAUAAGGAGUGUAUUUUUCUUUUGUUUUUUCUUAAAUAUUCCUCUCAUUGUUCUUGCAGCUGUCAGCAAAAUUGUAAUCUAAGUCAUAUGUUUUUGAUAAAUGUUUGUGAUAUUUCUAUUCAUUUACAAUUAAUUGCCAAAAUUCUUCUUUGAAUUGUUUGAUUGUUCAAGUGCAAGAUGACAUGGUCAUUAAUGAAUAAGAAUAUUUUAAAUAAGAUACCAUAUGGAUGUGUCACUCAAAUUAUUGUGUCAGAACUUGACUAUUUUUAUAUUUUGAUGCAUUCUUUGCAACUCGUUUUUUUGUAGAUUGUGAAUGAAAUAGUGUGUGAUCGGAGAGGUCGUUCCCAUUGUAGGCUUAUUGUCUGAUGCAUUAUUAUUUAUAGAAAAUGGCUUCACACUUCAUCUGGCAUCAGUAUCUUACUUGAAAUUAUAUUGUUGGUAGAAUCUUUGCAAAUCUAUUUUGAUGCCAAGGGCCAUACAUAAUAUUCAUGAAACUUAAAUAACUCAUCUGCUUUGAAUUAAUCUUUUAUUAAUAGUAGCAUUGAUCAUUAUAUGCAUUUGUGUCCUAAUGGUUUAUCACAACAUACUUAGAAAGAAUAGAUACUUAUACCUUUAAUCAGAAUUUGUAAGUUGUUUAUUUUUUAAGGCUCUUCUUUGUGUGUGCUUGUGUGUGUGUGUGCCUGUAUGGUUGCCAUUGCAUGUUUGAACAUUAAUGUACAAGUAUGUAUGCAUGUGUAUAUAUAGAAAUCUGUUUCUUGAUUAGGAUUGUUAUCAUUCUAUGCUGAAUAUUAAUGGUCCCUAUAUAUGAUAAUUUUUUGCAUUUUGGCCAAAUAUGAAAGUAAAGUAUUAAAUCAACUCUGGUAGCUUGACUAUUGUGAGAUCUAAUAGAUAUCCACUUCAGUGGGAAAAAAUAUUCAUUUGUGGGGUUAUAGUUUUAUUGUAUGGUAUGCAGUUUUCUUUGCUUAAAGCCCUAGAUUACAUACCAAACUUGUCCUUUUUUUACAUGAAAUGUCUUGAUGACCAUGUAAGGUUUUUAUGCUUUAUUUAAUUAAAAUGGCUGUAAUAUUUGGGGAACAACAAAAGUAUCACUUAUAGUUCUUAAUAGCAGUGUAAUUGAUGGAUCUCUUAAAAUUCCACAAAGUGAAUAGGAGUUUCCGAUGUAAUAGAGAAAGGAGACACCUGAAUGAAUAAUCAUAUAUAUAAUCACACACAGUAAAUAAACAAUGAAAAUAAUUUUUAAAAAAAUCUUUAUUUGAUAUUUGUUUAUAAAUAUACAUUUAAGAACUAAAUUGUUUUUCUAGCUUGCUAAUGUGAUUUUUUUGUGGUUGUUAUAAAGUAAGAAUUCUCUUUAAGUCAUAUAUCAGGGUCCCCUGGCUGGAAGCUGAGUAAUAUGGUUGCCCUGACAUUGGUUGGCUCAGAGGAGAGGUCAGCUCUGGGAAAUCACUGAGAUAAGCUGCAACCAGUAGUUUUCCUUGAGAAGCAGGGCAAUUUGGUUAAUAUAAGCAGAUUAGUUUGAGCUGCACUAACCUACCAAACCAAUUUUUGUUGCUCACUACUUUACUCAUUUUCCCAUGUAGCUGAUUCAUGCUCAAUCUAUUUCAGCACUUCCUUGCUUUGAUUUCCUCUUAGAAUGUGUUUAAUCAACUGGCAGUGAUACACCAUAGAAUACAUGGUCAGAAAAUUUACCUUAAAAACUUUAUGUCCCUUGAACAUUUCCAUCUUAUUUAGCUGAAGAUAAAUUUGAUGUACAGAACUUAUUAUAUUUUCUGGCUGGAUACGGGCAGGUCAAGUUAACUGAUGUAUGAUGUUGUCACUUUGGAUUUAAAUGAUUUACUUAGACAAUCAUAGACUCUAAGAUCAACUAAACAAUGUUACUAAAUAUAAUCCUUCAUGGGUUUCUGAAAUUAAGAAUAUCUUGUAGGAAAUCCCAGAAAUUUCAGCAUGGGGUGAUUUUACCAAAUGAGUGUGUGAUGUAUAAACAUCUGCAAGAGUAAAGCUAGCAUUAGUAGUAUUCUUUUUAUUGCUUAAUAUUUGAGGAACUCAAACAUUUAAAAUGCAUCAUAAGGGAAUAAGGUCAUUCACACUGCUGCAUGUUGAUAGGUAUAUACACUUACUCUCCAACAUUUUUAUGGGGAAAUAUGUUAGAAAUAUUUAAAACAAAAUCAUAUCUACUUGCGUCCUUGAAUUUACUUUAGAUUCUGUUUGUGUAUAGAAUUUUAGAUAUGACAAAUAUCUGUAAUUAAUUUUCUUUUAGAAUUGUUAGUAGAUUAUUAAAAUAGAUUCAAUUUGAUAUCUCAUACUCUAAUUUGUCUUGAUCUGUGAUUUUUGGUAUUAAAGAUAUACACAUACUAUACCAACACACACACGCACACACAUGUGCAUGCAUAUGUUUAUGUAUAGGAAUAUUAAAUUGAAUAUAUGUAUAUGUAUAUAUGUAUGUGUUCAUGUGUAU
Molecule: messenger RNA, 2746 nt
Organism: Penaeus vannamei (Pacific white shrimp)
Lineage: Eukaryota; Metazoa; Arthropoda; Malacostraca; Decapoda; Penaeidae
Source: RefSeq, a predicted model, not a curated record